AUGAUUAGAAAGGGCUGCUUUUUGUGGAUUCACCCUAAAACAUCGUUGCCUUUUUUAGUGCUCUCUUCUCGUUCGUCUUAUUCCAUCGACCCUGCGGUUGCAAAUCCCGCCACUAAAGAUUCCAAAACCGCAAAGGUAUUAUCCACAAAGAAAACACAAGAUCCAAAAGCCUCGUCUAAUGUCAAAAAAGAGCCGAUUUCGAAAAAGGAGCGUGAUCCUGCAAAUGGAGCGUUUAGCUUAUCAUCUCAAGUAAGCGUAGAGGAUAAAGCUGCUAUCUUUAAUGCCAGGACUGAUCAUUCGACUGCUGAACGAGGAUUUGAAGUCCGAUCUAGCCUUGAGGAGUUUAAUUCUGCUUUCGGUAUAGCAGCGCCGAUAGAAAAUCAUCCGCAAAAUCCACCACUCGUGCCUGAAGAGACCGAUGUGACAAAUGAAAAGAAUGACAGCGCAAAGCCCACCUUGUCAUCCAUAAUAUCAACCAACUUUGCGCACGAAAAUCACCAAUUUAAUAACGCCCCUCCAAUUCCAAAGAGUAUUUCCAAGUUUUUUCCGGUAACCAAGAAAGUUCCGAGGCCAAAGUCUGCACCAUCCUGCUCCAGGGAAGAUGCCUCGCCUAAAAUGGCAGGAUUUACCAGCAGCAAUACGGAAUACACCCAAGAGCCCGAUAAAGGCACAUCAAAGCCGACACCGAUUUCUACCUCGUAUAGCGGCAUUACUCCCAAUUCUGCCAAAAGCAAUGACGGCGGCUCCAAUUCAAACUUUUUUAAUAACCAAAGGCAUAGAGGCCUGAAUUCGUCCCACCUUCAGGGCGGAUUGGUUUCCAUCGUCCCAAAAGACGCGCCGCUUUCAAGCCAAGACCAUUUUUAUUCAUUGAUUUCAAAAAAUAUCUCCGAAGAUGUGUCUUUUUGCGAGCAAAAAGAAAUCAUAUUCGAUGAAAACAGCGCCUCCACACAUCAAGAGGUCAACUUGAAAAAAAUACAAGAAAGUGUUGCUCCAUCCCUGGACGUGGCCAGGUUUGGCAAUUUUUCUUCCUCUUCUUUCGAGAGAUCCGAGGCCAGCAUUGUCAAAAGCAUUUCGUUUGCCUUUCCAGCGAAUCAAGCUAGUGUGAUUUCGCUCCUCAAUUUAUAUGACCGGCAAUUAGAUUAUAAUGCCACGCGCGACCUCAAAAUUGAGAUUUUUCUGAAGACGCUUCGUUUGCUAUUUUACCUGUACAAGCCCACCGUAUUCUCGGCAUCGACGAUCUUUAAUAUUAGCAAGCUAAAAUGUAUUGCAGAAGAAUCGUCCAACUGGAGGGAUAUAUCGCUAGUUUUCCCUCUUGAGCGGAUGUUGCCAUCAUCGAAAUCGUUCCAAGAUUCCAGGAUAACUUUUCCAAUCGAGGUGCAUAUUGCCGUCAUGAGCAUCUUGGACAAAAUCAGGGCAAAGCUAUUUGCGUACGAAUAUUACUUGGAGUUUCUGAUGAAAGAUCCUGUUCCCUGCUCAAAUCCGAUCUUGUUGCGAAAUGUAAUAAAGGCGCUGUCUAGCCACCAGUUUGCUUCCAAGUCUGUGUUUGACCAUUUCCUUAGAAACGGCGGCAUUCCAACACCGGACAUCGUUGUGGAUCUACUGGCAACCCCGAAUUUGAUUGAUUCCGCAUGCUUGUAUGAAUCGUAUUUUGACCAGUAUAUUAAAAUCCCCUAUUUAGAGCAAAAAAUCCUUCCAGAAGAAGCCAAGAAAAUCGAUGACCGGCAACUCCUGCAAGCAACAAAGUCGAUGUUGGGGAUCUGCAAAUUGGAACAAAAGACUCCCGAAUGCCACACGUUGUUCGUAAGGAACAGAGAUCUGGGAGUGGUCUGUAAUUUGCUGCCUCCUGUGUUUCAGAAGAGGGAGACCGCUUACUAUGUGGUUGCCUGCACCGGGCCUUCGUUUCACAUUUAUGACGUCGAAAAAUUGGAUCUGCUGUUUAUCGGACCUCAUUAUGACACACUUUACCGCCCAUCUUCUGGCGAAAGUGCAUCCAUAUGUGCCAUUGCUGCCGUUGGGGAUUUAACAAUUGUCGCCAUUCUUCCCUUUGGGGUCCUCUCCUUUUGCGAGAGAGCAAAAGAAACCUUCUCCAUGAAGAUUGACGGCUUUUCGCCGUCCAAUCCGAUCGUGCAGCUUGAUAAUAUUGGCGACCGUUGUAUUGAGUUUCUGCAUCCGAGCACUUAUUUGAACAAGCUGCUGGUGGCUACCAACGAUCACCAUGUUAGCUUGUGGAACUUUCGUUCUGGAAAACAUGUGCACACCCUGAAGUCGCUGGCAAUCCUACCCCGCUCGCCGAUCAUGCGUAUGACGCAAACCCCAGCGUUGGAUGUCAUUGCAAUCUCGUUUUUAAACGGAACUUUUGGCUUUUUCGACAUCAAAAAGGAUCAGCUCUUAUUCCGCUUGCAGCAGCCUGGUGGUGGUGCCUCUUGUUUUUGCUUUAGAACAGGCCAUUCAUCGCCUCCAUCUUUGAUAGGCUUUUAUGGGGACGAUGGCCACUUUAUCCUUUCUUCCGGGGUUGACUGCUCUUUCCGCGUUUCGUCUCUUUACAAAGACUCGCAAGCCUUUGAAUUAUCACAAGCCAAAGAACAUCGGGCUGUUGGCCCGUUUUCUUCGUUUGUUUCAACCCUGUCGCCGUAUAGUUCAAAAGGCGGUUCGGCGUGGGACAACAUUCUUUCGUGCCAUCAUGGCUCGAGCUUUUCGCAAAGUUGGUCAUUCGAUAAGAAAAGCAUCGGAUCGCAUCGAUUUGCAUCUUCGGAUGGUUCUGCUGUGGUUUGUUGCGCGCUCAGCCAUUGCGGCCACUUUGGCUUUGUUGGAACCGAUUCGGGGCAUGUAGAAAUCUACAAUAUGCAGUCUGGUCUGCACAGGGGCACCAUCAAUCAUGGCCCCGCGCCAGUAAGUGCGGUGUGCUCCUCCUCUGAUGGAGCAAAGUUCCUUUCGCUUUCUUUGGAGCAUUUGCAACUGGUUGUCAAGUUUUGGACAUUCAAAAACAGAAGACAACAGCAUACUGAAAAUCUGCCGCUGGCAUUUGAACGGCAGCCAGGUUUAAAGGCGUAUUUUGCACAGCAUUUUGAUAGCGAUAUGGUUGCCAUUGCAGCUGGAUGCCAAAUUUUUGUAUUCGAUUUUUGUCUACAAAAAGCCGUCCGUGUUUUCAACGCGCCCCCCAAACACACCAUCAAUUCGAUAUCGUUUUCCGGAGACGGGAAGUGGGUUGUCACUGCCGGAAAUGACUUUUGCGUCAAUAUUUGGGACAUUCCCUCUGGCUCGCAGUACCAUUCUCUUAAUAUUUACCCGGUAUUGCCGACCGGCGCCGCUUUGUCGCCCAAUGGCGAAACCUUGGCCAUCAUCGAUGCAACAUCGGUCUCCAUCAAGCUUUGGUAG
This is a messenger RNA of Mitosporidium daphniae, 3375 nucleotides long. RefSeq lists its product as uncharacterized. Gene Ontology annotation, biological process: rRNA processing. Gene Ontology annotation, cellular component: small-subunit processome; Pwp2p-containing subcomplex of 90S preribosome. Bases 1 to 3375 code for a protein of 1124 amino acids. NCBI's taxonomy places the organism in Eukaryota, Fungi, Microsporidia. The transcript has 4 exons. The record is from RefSeq and is a predicted model, not a curated record. Gene Ontology annotation, molecular function: protein binding.